This is a messenger RNA of Osmia lignaria (orchard mason bee), 2312 nucleotides long. RefSeq names its product Ubiquitin carboxyl-terminal hydrolase (gene Uch). Gene Ontology annotation, cellular component: cytoplasm. Lineage: Eukaryota; Metazoa; Arthropoda; Insecta; Hymenoptera; Megachilidae. Gene Ontology annotation, molecular function: cysteine-type deubiquitinase activity. Gene Ontology annotation, biological process: protein deubiquitination; ubiquitin-dependent protein catabolic process. The record is from RefSeq and is a predicted model, not a curated record.
UUGAACAUAUUCAUUAAUGUAAAAAUCCUCGUUAAAAGAAUAUUUAUCAUAUAAAUUUAAAAUUAUACGGUAUUGAAGGAGCUGAUAUUUUAUAGAAUAUAUAAAAUACAUCAUGAUGUCUUGGAUACCAUUAGAAUCAAAUCCAGAUGUUAUGACAACGUUUUUACAUAAACUAGGCGUACCAAAGGAAUGGAGUAUUAUUGAUGUUUAUGGACUAGAACCUGAUUUAUUGGCACUUGUACCCAAACCAGUUCUUGCUGUCAUUUUGCUGUAUCCUCUACGUAAAAAGACUGGCAAUGGUUUAGAAAGUGAGGAAGAUGUUAAAGAAAGUGAUACAAGUAAUCCAAGCCUUAAAGAUCCAUCAGUUUAUCAUAUGAAGCAAUAUAUUCAUAAUGCUUGUGGCACAAUUGCGUUAAUUCACAGUAUUGGAAAUAAUUUAGAUCGUAUAAAUCUGCAAGAUGGUGUUUUAUACAAAUUUUUGAAUGAAUCAAAAGAUCUUUCCUUUUCGGAACGUGGAGAGCUUUUGAUGAAGUCACAAGAUAUUGGUAACACACAUGAAGAAUUGGCACAUGAAGGACAAACAGAGGUACCAAGUCAAGAAACACCAAUAUACCACCAUUUUAUAGCAUUUAUCCAAAGAAAUGGAGUUUUAUAUGAAUUAGAUGGACGUAAAUCUGGUCCUAUUGAGCAUGGUGCAACUAGUCCAGAAACACUAUUAGAAGAUGCUGCACGCGUGUGUAAAGAAUAUAUGGCUCGUGAUCCGGAAGAAGUGUGUUUUACAGUUGUUGCUCUUGUCAAUAGUGAUGCAGAAGCAUUUUGACUUAAUACCUAAAAUCAAGAAUGGUUUGAAGAUUGUGUCCAUUGUAUUAGAUAAGACGAGUAACGAAGUUGGGUUGCAUUUGUGCAAACACAUGGUUCAAUAGCCGAAGAAUUCUGUUAGGUCAACUCAAAUUUCCUUACUAAUGCGUCACCAGAGUGGAAAAUUUGGAAGCCCUUGCGUUUCGAGUUGAGAUACGACGAUAAAACUGAUCGUACUUCCAAAAAGAGCGCGUAUCAGUGAUCUCCUGAUCAAAUAACAUGUUCAAUUAUUUGAUCCGUUGAAUGGCGGGAUGAUCAGUAGUUACCGAUACCAAAAACCUUAAAUAAUCAAGUAAUUAUUUACUCGAAUCGAGUAUCCUCCUCCUUUUCGAAGUCGGAUAAUGUUGUAUCGAUAACGCGCUCUAAUUAAAAGCUUGAAUUAUUAAUUAUCUUUAUUAUAGUUAUAUGAAACAUAAUCAUUUUCAAUAUGCAAGUCAUCGUGUAAAUAGCAACAAAAGAUAUGCAUAGGUUGUUGUUUUUAAUCUGUUGAACGGUACAUCGAGAAUAUUUAUAUCUAGUACAUUGACUGUACAUAUAAACGAAAGACGGUGGACCUGGAAGAUUUGAUAUUCAAUGGAAAAAAACUGGCAAAGGAUCGUCAUACGUACAUAUAUACACGCACACGGAAAGACGAAUCUUAUUUUUACAUGAUAAUCGUAUUUACGUGGACGUAAAGUUUAAACUUUUACAAAUCGAGGGUAUCAAUUUAAAUUAAUGUUUCUUAAUUGAUGCAAUAUCGCUUGAAAUCUUGACAUUUCUUAAUUUUUAUAAUAAUCAGAGAUAUGUAAUUCUAUUGUUAAUUUUGUGUAAAAAAAAAUUAUAAAACAGUUGCCGCGUUUUAUGGGCGCGCAAUUUUGAAUUUCAAUAGAUGGCGCGUGCUUUUAUUGAACCGGGCACGCGGUAAUUGUUCAAAGUAAAUUGACUUACGCUAUUUUUUCCAUAGAAUCGAUGAUUCGCCAUAUGAGUUCUACUAAGAAAUUGAUAUUGGUUAUUAAAUUACAGAAUGAACAAAAUAUUCUAUAUUUAAUACAUGGCUGCUUUAAUUUAAGGUCGUACCGCGCCUAUAAAAAUGUUAUGUACAUACACGUACGACCUCGAUUCCAUUUAUGGUUUACGUUAUACAGGAUGUUUCAUGACGUAUGGAUAUAACUUCAUUGCUGAAUGUUUGAAAGUUGGAGAUAUUAAGAUCUUUGUAAACACACGUGUACUAUGUAUGUACUUUAGUUAUAGGCAUUAAUAUUUCAAUAUUUAUAAUAUCAAUAUCUAGGUAUUUAUUAUCAUUUUUUAAUUACUCUAACGAUAAGUAAAAAUGCGAUCAAUUAAUCUUGUUUACGAAUGUCUAGUUUAGUUUAAUCUCUUUAUCUAUGACAUUACAUGAAACAUAGAAAUGAUGAAAUAAGGAGUGAAGUCUACUGUAUGUUCACGCAAGCAAAGGAUUAAAUCGUCCAGAAAAA